Molecule: messenger RNA, 795 nt
Organism: Tetrahymena thermophila SB210
Lineage: Eukaryota; Ciliophora; Oligohymenophorea; Hymenostomatida; Tetrahymenidae
Exons: 3
Source: RefSeq, a predicted model, not a curated record
AUGCAUAAAAUUAUACAACUAACACCCUAAGAGCAGUAAGAUGCUGAAUUAGCGUUUGAUUUGUUUGCUGAAAGCCAAGAAGUAACUAUUAUUAGCAGAGAAGAUUUUUUGUAAGCCUUCCAGUUCUUUUGUGGCCUUUAUACUGACAUUCUUCACAGUGCUUAAUAAGAAGUUGAAAGUACUAUAUAAAAAUCCUAACAAUCCACCUUAAACUCAGUAUUUUUUGUUAACUGUGCCACCAAAUUAAAGAAUUUGAAUCGUACAUUAGAAAAAAAAGAAACAACUCACCUUAACAAUAACUUCAUAAUGAACCACUUGGAUGAAAAAAACAUAAUGCAUUUAGAUAGAUGCUGGGGAAAAUUCGAUAAAUAUAAGCUUGGAUAUAUCAAAACCUAAAAGUUAAGAGAUGUUGUGAACUUGGUUCUUUCAAAAUACAACACACAAAAAAUUUACCUUAAUCCAGAAUAAUAAGAUGAAAUAAAUACAAUAUGCUCUCCUUCUUCUAACAAUUAAAGAUCCUCAGAUUAUAACAACAGUGAUGAAAUUAAAUAAUCUAAUUUCACUACCUACACUUAAAAACAAGACAAGUAGAAAAAAAAAGAAAAAGUGAAAUAAUAAAUAUAAUUAAAAGACCCCUAAGAGAAUAGUGAACUUUAUGAAUGGAUUACAGAAAUAGAGAUAAAGAAUAAAGCUAUUUCUUUUGAGAUUUUUACAAAUUACAUGGCUAAUGUUAUUGUCGUUAAUAAACUUAAGCUUAAAGUUUAUAAGAGUCAAUGUGCUUGUACCAUAUUUUGA